Messenger RNA from Camelina sativa (false flax), 1287 nucleotides. Lineage: Eukaryota; Viridiplantae; Streptophyta; Magnoliopsida; Brassicales; Brassicaceae. The record is from RefSeq and is a predicted model, not a curated record.
UCCCUAAAUUACUAUCUUCUUUCUAUCCCUCACCAAGCAACUCUCUCUCUCUCUCUCUCCCUCCCUCCCUCUUUCAGUUUCAGAUUAAGUUUUCCGGCGAGAAAACAUCUUCAGAUCGAAUCUAAAACUUUCCAGUCUUCUUCUCCUACAACCAUGGCUAUGCAGGAACGUUGUGAGAGUCUAUGUGACGGAGGUUCCGAUGAGCUUAUAUCUUCCACAGAUGCCUUUUACCUCAAGACAAGGAAGCCUUAUACCAUCACUAAACAAAGAGAGAAAUGGACUGAAUCAGAGCAUCAGAAGUUUGUUGAAUCUUUGAAACUCUAUGGCAGAGCUUGGAGACGAAUCGAAGAACAUGUUGGUACAAAGACUGCUGUUCAGAUUCGAAGCCAUGCUCAGAAGUUUUUCUCUAAGGUUGCUCGUGAUUUUGGUGUUAGCUCUGAGACCAUUGAGAUCCCACCUCCAAGGCCGAAGAGAAAGCCGAUGCAUCCUUACCCUAGAAAGCUGGUGAUUCCAGAUGCUAAAGAGAUGGCUUAUGGUGAGCUAACCGGAGCCAACAAGCUGGUUCAGGAUGAAGAUGACCGAUCUCCAACAUCGGUUUUAUCAGCUCAUGGCUCAGAUGGCUUAGGUUCCAUCGGUUCAAACUCUCCUAACUCGUCUUCAGCUGAUUACCAACACUCACCGGGGCAUGAGUUAUCGUCUCACACAGAGGAAUCACUGUCUCCAGAAUCAGAGACCAAACAAAGCCUUAAGCUCUUUGGAAAAACUUUUGUAGUUGGUGAUUACAACUCUUCAACUAGCUCUGAUGAUUCUGAAGAUGUCAAGAAGAAGCUAGACUCAGAGACACAUGAGUCUGUUCUAUGUUCUUCUUCCACUUCUUCUUCGGAAAACAUGGAAACAGAAAUGACACUUCGGGUAUCACCGGAGUUUAAAAGAAGCGAGAGAUCGGCUUUCUCUCAGAUGAAAUCGUCGGGUACCGAGAUGAGAGGGUUCAUGCCUUACAAAAAGAGAGUAAAGGUGGAAGAAAACAUUGACAAUGGGAAAAUGUCAUAUCCUCUGUGGUGAAAAAUGUAAAUCCUUACUCAAAGUUAGUUGUGUAACUCUUUUGAUCUCAAUUUCAGUUUCUGUGUAUAAAUGUCAGAGAAUUAGGGAAAGUUAUUUUUUUCUUGGGUUUAGAUUCGUAAGAUCACUCCAAAGUUCCAUGCCUUCCCAUGUAAUUAACCAGUCAGAAAUUGAGAUCCUUGUACUUACAUUUUUAUUUGAUCAAUCAAAUCUUCUUGAUACUCUAAA